Brenthis ino (lesser marbled fritillary) is the source of this 387-nucleotide messenger RNA. NCBI's taxonomy places the organism in Eukaryota, Metazoa, Arthropoda, Insecta, Lepidoptera, Nymphalidae. The record is from the annotation of a GenBank genome assembly.
AUGAGCGAUCCUUUUAAUUCAAAUGCCCCAGAACCCAGAAAAGUCGGUGUUUGGACAGAAGGUGCACCUAUAGAAACUCGUGAAUAUGUAUUGCCCAAAAAGUCACCUGAAUCCAUUGACGAUAUUCCUACUAUUCCCGAUUUAGAUGACCUGCAGGAUAUUUUUGAAAAGGAAAUAUCUAAACCUUCAGUGCCAAUUCAUCAAGACACUGAAACUGUUAAUGCUCUAACUGAAGUUGGCGUGAGUGGUUCAGUAGAAGGCAUAGAUGCUGCAUUGGAAGUGCUCAAGUCUUAUAUACCUCCUGUAGAGUCAGAUACAGCAGAUAUGGUGUGGACUAUAGAUUCUUUACUAACUCAACUUGCUGACGAAGAUGAAAAUGCUGGUGCA